Messenger RNA from Elaeis guineensis (African oil palm), 1679 nucleotides. Its product is annotated as interactor of constitutive active ROPs 4. Lineage: Eukaryota; Viridiplantae; Streptophyta; Magnoliopsida; Arecales; Arecaceae. The record is from RefSeq and is a predicted model, not a curated record.
CUCUCUCUCUCUCCCCCUCCCUCCCCCCACCCCAAGUACCACAUUUAGGUUGAAGAUCUCCUGGUGGACAGAAGAGGCUAAAGAACUUGAGGUUUAUGGUUUGUGAAAUCUAUCUUGAGUUGUGAAGGAAGGGGGGUUCUUUCAAGCUUGGAGCUCUAGAAGCAAUGCCGAGGUCGAGAGGGUCAGAGAUGCCGCAGCGGCAAUCGCCACGGGCGCCGCUUCAUCUGAAGACAACUGCCUGCUCUGAGGCCAAUGGCGUUCACCGCCACAUGGUGGACCGAAGUCCGAAGCUGGAGGACCGGCGCUCGCCUCGCAGCCCCCUCCAUGAGAAGAAGAGGGGCACCAGGGUGGCGGAUUUAGAGACGAAGCUCACCCGAGCCCAGGAGGAGCUCAAGAAGCUAAGGGAGCAGCUGGCCUCCACCGAGGCCGCCAAAAAGGAAGCCCAGGAAGCACUUGAGGAAGCCAAGAAACGAAUCCCGGCCGCUGCCACCUCCCCCCAAGACUCAGAAGAAGAGAAGCCUCCUCUUCCCUUAAAAGAAGAGACCGAGACUACCACUCAACCCCUGGAUUCUCAAGAGAAGAGUGAGCAGACGGUGGAGAAGGAAUUGCUGGAGUCCAAAUCCGAGGAGGAAAGCGUCAACUCCCCUGCUACUGAUGUUUUUGAAGUAGUCUCGCCAGCUCCGGUCCCAACUGAGCCGAUCGACAAAGAGAACGAGGCUGGGAAUAUUUAUAAUGAGAAAGUAGUGGAGGAGAAGGAAGAGGAAGAGACAAAGGCAAUGGUGGAGAAAGAUGGUGAGAUUGAGAUGACUGCAACAGAGAAAAAGGAAGUGGGAGAGGAUAACAGGCCUAUCGAGAUCGCCGAGAGUGCAGAGGUAUUGGAACUCAAGGCCAAGCUAUUGGAGAAGGAGAAAGAACUGGAGAACUUGUCAGCAGAGAAUGAGAGCUUUAAGAACAAAGCAGCGGAGGCGUCGGAGAAUAUGAUGGCCGCUGCGAGAGCUAAAGAAGAGGAGCUGGGUGUGAAGCUGGGCUCCGUGGAGGAGGAGCUGAGGGAGAGCCGAACAAAGGCGGAGAGGCUGCAGGAGAAGCUGGAGGCGGUGGAGGGGGCGAGGGUGGCGCUGGAGGCGGAGAUGAAGCGGCUGAGGGUGCAGACGGAGCAGUGGCGCAAGGCGGCUGAGGCAGCAGCUGCAGUGAUGGCGGCCGGGGAGGGGCCGGGAGUGGAGAUGAUGGGGGAUAGAAAGGUGGCGGAAAGGUGCGGUUCCAUGAACAAACACCUUGGUACCGGCGGCGGAGGUUUCGGAGGAUGGGGAUCGCCUCUGAUGGGCGGGGAGAUGGAUGAUGAGGGUAUUGGUGGAGGGAAGAGGAGGGGGGCCGGAAUUCGAAUGUUCGGAGAUCUCUGGAAGAAGAAGGGGCAGCAGAAGUAGAGGCGCAGUAGAAGCAGAGUUGCGGAGGUCUCCUCAACCCUUUGGAGAAAUCCUCUUCUUUUUCUCUUUGCUUAUUAUUUUGUUUUGCUACUGUAAUGUGUUGUAUUGCUUCUGUACUGUUGGUAAGGGCGCAACCAACCAGCCAAGUUGUUUUGGUAUCCUGGAGUUGGCUUCGGGAGCUUUGUGAGGUGGAAUUAGCUUUGAUGUGCUGCUGAUCUAAACUAAUUUAGCUAAUGGAAUUGCCACAUAAUUUAGGAU